Molecule: messenger RNA, 10904 nt
Organism: Mirounga angustirostris (Northern elephant seal)
Lineage: Eukaryota; Metazoa; Chordata; Mammalia; Carnivora; Phocidae
Gene: ACOX2
Product: acyl-CoA oxidase 2
Exons: 16
Coding region: 7356-9806 (816 amino acids)
Biological process (GO): very long-chain fatty acid metabolic process; lipid homeostasis; fatty acid beta-oxidation using acyl-CoA oxidase
Cellular component (GO): peroxisome
Molecular function (GO): 3alpha,7alpha,12alpha-trihydroxy-5beta-cholestanoyl-CoA 24-hydroxylase activity; fatty acid binding; FAD binding
Source: RefSeq, a predicted model, not a curated record
GGCACCCUGGUGGCUCAGUCGGUUAAGCAUCAUCUGACUUUUGACUUCAGCUCAGGUCAUGAUCUCAGGGUCAUGGGAUCGAGCCCCACAUUGAGCUCUACACUCAGUGGGGAGUCUGCUUGAGGAUUCUCUCUCCCUCUGCCCCUCCCCUACCCCUUGCACACUCGCACUCACACACACUCCCUCUCGCAAAUAAAUAAAUAAAUCUUAAAAAUAAUUAAUUAGUUAGUUAAAAAAAAAGGGGGGGGAAGGAAGAAAGAAAGAAACCAUUUGGAUUCGGAUCCCCGGCAGCAAUGCCUAAGAUCUGUUUUUCUGCAUCUUCUCCACAUAGCCCACGCACCAGUCUGAGAACUGGUGUUUGGGCAUCCUUAAUUCACACAUCAUUCAGUACGGAUGUGCUGAGGGCCUGCUCCGUGCCAGGAAGCAUGCCGUGUGCUGACGGCACAGUGGGAAACAAAACGUCUUGAUGAUUGCCGAGGCCGCCUCCUCCGUGGUCUCCCUGCUUCUGCCCUGCCCCCUACAGCCUAUUCUCAAGAGAGCCGCCAAAAUGAGCCUGUGAACAUCGAAGGCAGGUCUUGCCACUCCUCUGCCCAGAGCCCUCCCUUGCCCCCCCCUCCCCAUAGCGGCCUUCCCACCACCCCGAGGGCCCCGCCUGUCCCGCUCCCUCUUCAUCUCUGGCCUUCUGCCUCCUGCCCACCUCCUCACUCACACAGCUCUGGCCGCUGGCCUGGCCUCCUCACGCCCCACGUCCCACAAGGUGCCUUUUCAUCUUCUUCCCUCAGAGAAGCAUACAGGCCUCUCCCCCCACAUUCUCCAGGUGUUUUUCCUAUGCUCUUUCUAAAUGAGGCCCUCCGUGGUCAACCCAUCUGAAUCCCAGCAUCUCCUACACAUUUCCUAUCCCUUGCUUCUCUGUCUCACCAUUUGCCACCAUCAAACACGUAUCUUACUUGUCUACCUUGUGUGUCUCCCUUAGCGAUAAUGUCCGCUCCAUGAGGGCAGAGAUGUCUGUCUGUCUCGUUUCCUGCUGAAUCCCAAGUGGCCGUCCUCCCUGCUCCUUCCCUGCCAGCAGGUGGCCUGGCCUGGGCGAACCUCUGGCAGACUGGGACCCAGGCACAAGAAUCCAGCUUUGAGAAAAGGCAGUGGCCAGAUAGUGCAUGGGACUCCAGGCACAGAGCAGGUGCUCAAUUCAUGUUUGUUGAAUGAACGAAUAAGUGAGAAAGCCCUUCUCCGGCUGCAGCACCCCCAAUCUCCCCCAAGGUUCGGCCCCUCCCACCACCAUCGCCUACCUACCUCCUUCCUCCACAAUUUCCCCUGGGGCCCAGAGAUAUCAGUCUGGUCCAGAAGCUUUCCUCCGGCCUCUUGGGCUAUUGUCAGUACACCUGGGCCCGACCAGACCGGCAUUUGUGCCUACAAGACCAACAUUGAAACUGUGUGGCUCCUCAGUGUCACCCUGUGCGCAUCCAGGGAGUUAGAACAUCCCUGAGGGCAGAGGUCGGGUCAUCACCGAGUCCUGGGGACCCUGCAGAAUGAAAGGAGCCCUGACAUCAGACUCUGCCCUACAUGGGGAACCAAGAGCAGCAAGCCCAUUCUCACUGAGCCCCCCCUGCCCCUCACACCUGCCAGACCACAAGUCCUAGUCUGGAUUUGGGGAGAACCCUCUUCAAUGGCAGAUGGGCCCUAAAUACGCACCUGGGAGACAGACAGAAGACCUCAUGAGGCGAAGGGACCCUCCCUCCCUGAUUCUGCAUAUGUAGCCCAGGGGAGCCCUCAGAACCCAGGAGCUUUUGUGGGGCAGCCUCAUCCCACUAGGGAUGGUACAAAUGCCAAGCUCCGUGAGGGCAGGGACCCCGGCUGAUUCUGCUUCCCUUUGCCAAGGCCAACCCAGGUGUUCCAAAAGUUGUGAGUGGGUGUCAGUUAUGAUCAUUGCUUUUAUGGAAGUCCACCAGCAUCACCACCCAUGAUAACUCGAUGUCAUUCUCACUAUUUUGCAGACUAACCAAUGUUUAGGUAAAUUAAAAGACUUGCCUGAAGUCACAAAACAAUGCUUGGGGAAGGACGAGAUUCCCACAGAGCCGUCCGUCUGCAAAGCGCACAUUUUCUCCACGACAGCGAGUCCUUGCUCCUAGGAAGGGCUCAGGAGGGCCCUGUGCCAUUCUGACCCUUUGUCAUGAGAUUAGAUGACCUAUUUAACCUUCUCAUUGUCUGUCUGAACUUGAGGGAUCUGGCCUCCACCCAUAAAAAUAGACUCCAGCCAAUACAGCCUGAUGGGAGUUCUGGGGUGAGGAACGUUAUGCACCUGCCCCCCCAAACUAGCCAUCAAAGUGGGAUUCCUGCCCCUUGCAGGACUGGACCUUUAGCCGAGCAGUAACCUAAACCAUCUGGUGUUUUACUGCCCCCACCUCCAGACCUGUCAACCCCCAGCCACCCGGCUCCCACCAGGGCCCUGCCUCAUAAAUGCCCUUUUUGCUGGGCCUCACAAGAACAGAAUCCAUACCUCCCCAUGGCCACUUGCCCUCAUCUCAGCCACCAGACGAUUAUCUGAGUUGAUGAUGGGCAGGCGCUCACCUAGAGAGGACACUGAGUGCCCAUCUACUUCUCAGAAAGGACUCCUAGAGAGAUGAGCAGGAUUUCCCAGUGAAGGACCCUAACAACUCCUCUGGGCUGCCUAGCAAUAGCUAAGUGAGCUGGAGCUCCCCCUUCCUAGGGAGGGGCUUCACAUGGGACCAGGACACUUAAGCUCACCCCUUUGGGAGCCUGACUUAAGAUGUGCAUCCCCCACUGCAAGGCUUACUUUAGGCUUACCCCAUAAAGAUAGUUAAUCCUGUGCCCAGACCUGUAUUCAAGCCCCAGCUCUGACAAUCACUACUUGUUUUGUGUUUUUUUUUAAGAUUUUAUUUAUUUAUCCAACAGAGAGAGACACAGCAAGAGAGGGAACACAGGCAGGGGGAGAGGGUGAGGGAGAAGCAGGCUGCCCACUGAGCAGGGAGCCCGACGCGGGGCUCGAUCCCAGGACCCUGGGAUCAUGACCUGAGCCAAAGGCAGACGCUUAAUGACUGAGCCACCCAGGCGCCCCGACAAUAACUACUUGUCAGAAGCCUGGAAAACUUGCUGGACCACAUUUUCCACAUCUGUGACCAGGUAAUGGUAUCUAUACUUUAAUAUUUGGCAUCUGCUCCGGGGACUGGGCUAUUCAUACUUCCCAUGAAUUCUCUCAUUGAAUCCCCCAGGACUGGCAUUACCUCCAUUUUAUGGGUGAAGAAUCCAAAGUUUAGAGAGGCCAAGCCACUUCCCGAAGGCACACAAUCAGCAGGUGGUGGGAGCGAGAUGCAAACCCACGUCUGCCUGACUGGAGCCAGCACAUUUGUCCUCGCAGCAUUUGCUGGUGGAGGCUGCAGGGAUUGUUUUGCAAAGCACCCACAUUCGGAGUUUUCCCAUCUGUCGCCAGAAACAUCCUGCAAGCUUGCAGAGGCCCUGUGGCCUUCCUCCUUCCUUCUUCCCCGACAGCAGGUGGCCCAGCCCUCACCAAUCUGCCAGACUGGGCCCCAGGGACAAGAAUCGAGGCCCAUCUCACUCACCACUUUAAGAAAAGACAGUGGCCAGUGGGAUACCAGGGUUCACAUGCCUGCCCUUGGCCCAAGACAUUCCGGGAAGGAGCAAGAAGGAGAGAAAUACGCAUUGAGCAUCUACUGUAUACCUGUCAGGUCCUACCAUGUGAGAAACCAGACACAAAAUGCCUGGCCCUGGGGCCUAGCUCAUUUCAAAGGAUGGAAUUUCCUUCUUUCUCUCUCUCUCUCUCUCUCUCUCUCUCUCUCCCCCACUCUCCCUUUUAAGGAGAUCCUGACAGGUGGCCCAGCAUGACUAUGAGGAGUCCAGGCUACAAAGUCAGACUUCAGAUUGGGAGGCGGGGUGGCGGGGGUCCAGCUCUGCCACUUGCCAGGUAGGUAUCCUCCGACAAAUUAUUUAACAUCUCUGAGUUUCUCGUCUGUUAACUGAGGGUUCCAAUAGUGCCAGCCUCAUGGGUAGCUGAGAGGACAGUGUUUUUUGUUGUUGUUGUUUUAUUUUUUUUUAAAGAUUUUACUUAUUUAUUUGACAGAGAGAGAGAGGGAACACAAGCAGGGGGAGUGGAGGAGGGAGAAGCAGGCUUCCCGCCGAACAGGGAGCCCGAUGCGGGGCUCAAUCCCAGGACGCUGGGAUCAUGACCCGAGCCGAAGGCAGACGCCCAACAACUGAGCCACUCAGGCGCCCUGAGGACAGUGUUAACGAACAUAAAAUAUCUGGCAGGGUGCCUGGCUGGCUUAGUCAGAAGAGCAUGUGACUCUUGAUCUCGGGGUCAUGAGUUCGAGCCCCACGUUGGGUGCAGAGAUUACUUAAAUAAUUAAAUUUUUUUUAAUUUUUUAAAGAGAUUUAAGGCAUGAUGCUACCAUGGGGACAUGGGGGGGAGGUGUGAGGCGCCUUAGUGAGCAGAUACCCAUCAUCACAGAUGGGGAGACCAAGACCUAGGGGAAGGGGGCACCUGCCCAGAGUCACCACAUCUCAGAAGUCCUGCCAAAACAAGUGCUCUGGCUCUCUUGACUUCUUUCCCAACAUUGUACACAUGGGGAAAGAGCAAGAAAACCAGGUUCAAAUUCCAGCUUUGCAUCAUACGUAUUGUGUGAACACCUCUCUGGGCUUGUUUCCUCUUCUGCAAAAUGAGGAGGGGCAUCCUACUUUCCGGUGUUGUUAUGCAGGGGAGGUGAGGGGACCUAUAAACAUCCCUGCCCCCCACUCACAGAGACCUGGUUCCACGCUGGGUCCCACCCCGAGCAGGGCCCAAUGCCCUACGGGUGCUCUAAAAUAUUCACUCUGGGAAUGAUGGUUAGAGGCAUACGGGUACUAAUGCUAAGCCUAAGACAAGCCAAAUUUUAUUUUAUUUCAAGAUUGUAUUUAUUUAUUUACUUACUUAUUUUAGAGAGAGACAAAGGGAGAAGCAGACUCCCCACUGAGCAGGGAGCCCGACGCGGGGCUCGAUCGCAGGACUCUGGGAUCAUGAGCUGAGCCAAAGGCAGACGUUUAACCGACUGAGCCACCUGGGUGCCCCAAGACAAGCCAAAUUUUAGCACAGAAACAUAGGGAAAGAGAAAAAUCAUUCACCUUGCAGAGCAACCCUUUCAUAGAAGGACCACCUGUGGGGAGCCUUUUAAGCUCAGAUCAGGAAAGGCUGCAGAAAGACCAGGAUCACUUUGGAAACCCAGCUGGGUACACAGCUUUUUGGUACAAGUAGGCCCAAAGGAAUCCCCAGCUUUGAGACUGAAGGUCUGGGUCUCAUGUCGAGGUAUACAAGUGUGUGCAAACAGAGAGGACACACAAACACACCCACUCCCACCUUUUAAAACAAUGCCAAAGCUCCAAAGUCUUCACUGUCAGCCCGUGUUUAUUCACUCAUCCACCAAAUAUUUGUUGAGCACCUACCCUGGGCCUGACCCUAGUUUGGGAAUGGGACUGUAUUGGUGACCAAGAGCGACACAGUCCUUACUUUCAUUGGUGAUUUACACAAAAACCAAGAGUUAAAGAAAAAAUACCCACCACUAUAGUGAGUGUGCCAAGGGUGUGGUGUCUUAUUCUAACACAAUCAAUGUGUGGUUUUUCCACACCAACCACCAAUUCCCCAACACCAAUUGGGUGUUCAACAAUUCAGUUCAAUUCUGACACCAGCUCUUGGGGUUAGUGUAGAUCCCACAGGCUUAAGGAUCAGUCCCACGAGAACUGCCCCCACCUCAGACCACAGCUGCACAACCCAGGGGCCACCUCUACCUCCGACAUACCGGCUAUAAAUUCAGGGGUUCCCACAACCCCCACCCUGGGUUCAGUAAUAGGCUAGAAUGACUCACAGAACUCAGGAAAGCACUUUACUUACGUUUAUCGGUUAACUAUAAAGGAUACAACUUGGGAACAGCCAAUUGGAAGGGAUGCAGAGGACAAGGUCUUGGGUUGGGGGAGGGACUAGAGGCAACAUGGAGCUUCCCAUGCUGCCCUCCCACCAGCACCUCCCUGUUUGCCAACUCUCCCUAAACCCCGUUGUUGAGGGAUUUUCCCAAGGUUUCACUACAUAGGCAUAAUUGAUUAAAUCACUGGCCACUGGUAAUUAGCUCAAACUGCAGCCCCUCUCCCCUCCCUGGAGGUUGGGUGGCGAGGGCAUACCGGGGAGAACUGAGAUUUCCAACUGCUCUAAUUAAGGCUUGAUCUUUCCAGCAAGCAGUCCCCAUCCUGAAGCUAUCUACGGGCUCCUGGCCAUAGAUAAAAAAGGAUAUAGUCUUACCUCUUAGGAGCUUGCAAAGGUUCUUAGGGGUCCUGGGCCAGGAACUGGGGACAAAGACCAAAUAGAUGAGUUUUGUAAUAUACCACAAGGGACCAAAACUUGGAGCCAAGAAAGCAGGUCCUGGAGCUUCUGAUCCAGACUGCAAUGAAUUCCCAAAACAGUGUGGUGAGAUGAAAAGAUAAAAAGGAUCUGGACAGGUAGGGCCUGGGAGGCCUGGGAACAGCGGGGGCAGGAAGAGAGGGCAAGGAAGUUUUAAGUUCCAAAAAGUUAUAAAUUCAUUAGAAGUGAUUGUGAGUAUCCCAUCCAGGUUUUCCUGCUCAUUCCUCCUGUGAUGAUUGUCUCCCCAGAAGCCCCCAACCCCAGCCUGGAUGCUUCCCAGGGUCAGAGGUUUUUCUUUUGUUUUUUGCUUCCUGCUUAACAAUAUGGAUUGAUAACAAAGCAAAUCAAUGCUUCCCAUACAACCUAAACCCUCACACACCUGCCCAUAAAUACCUCCCCAGCAGACUGCCAAUGAGAAUCCGAAAUGCCACCAUUAAAUGUCCCUCUGGGGAAUUACGAAACUCUGUCAUGGGGCACUCAGAAAACAGUCAUAAUCUCGUUACAAAUACCAGGUGCUUCACAGUUUACCGAGAGCUUUCCUCUAUAGCCCGUGAAAUUACAGACAAGAGAAGGGAAGCUCAGAGAGGCAAAGUAACUCUGAGUCACAUCUGGAAGUUCUGAGCCCCGGGCCUCUGGACACCAGGUGGGGGCUGUGGUGUUUGCUCGUGCUCAGGGAACCGGGUAAGCAUGUUCUGGGGACCUGGGUCAGGCCCAGACAGGCGGAGAGAGGAAGAGCCAGACGAGUCUCAGCAGUUGACACUCCCAAAGCAGUACCCCCCCAACCCCACCCCCAACCCCGGGAAGGCCUGGGCACUGGCCCAGCAGGUCACACCCACCUGAGGGAGAAGGGGCACACGAGAGAAAAGCAGGGAGCUCAGCCAGGGGCACCUGAGAGCUGAGAGCUUGCCAGGCACUGCCUUCAAUUUUCCAUGUUGUUCCAGCCCAUUCGAGGGGAGGAGAAAUGGGCUGGGCCACCCACAAGAAACCUAGUGCGCAGCCCCAGAGGCCUACAGGCAGACACCACACCAGUGGGACAGGUAACCCUUGUAAGACAGGUUGCAGUGGACAGAGCUCGAGCCCUGUGAUUGGAUCCCAUCCAAAUCUCGACAAACAGGUACUGCGCUACCAUUUACCGAGCAAUUCCUGCAUUUGUGGCCAGCCGAGUGCCCGCAGAGAAGGGGGUGGGGGUGCAGAGGCACACAAAUCUUUCAGGGGAGCUGCUUUCCUACCCGCAGCAGCCCCUGGAGGAUGCUCAGCUCUGGGCACUUCCUCCUGCACACAGGUUCUUAGCACCACCCAAGGCUCCGAGCAGCUAGGCCAGAAGUACCUCUCCUCCGGCAGCAGGCAGCUCCAGGCUAGGAUGGGCAGCCCAGUGCACCGAGUGUCCCUGGGGGAUACCUGGAGCAGGCAAGUGCACCCCAACAUAGAGAGUGAGAGGUACAUACAGUCCUUCAAUGUGGAAAGGCUCAUCAACAUCCUGGAUGGAGGUGCCCAGAACACUGCACUCCGGAGGAAAGUUGAGAGCAUCAUCCACAGUGACCCGGAGUUUAGCCUCAAGGAUAAUUAUUUCAUGACCCAGAAUGAACGUUAUGUGGCCGCCGUUCAGAGGAAAUUUCACCUCCAGAUAACAGCAAAGCGCCUGGGCUGGUCGGAAAACAGUCCUGAAUUCUAUUACGUUUACAGAGCCCUUUCUGGAGAACUGGCCUUAAAUCUACACCACGUGUUCCUGAAAUCCCUCAGGAGCCUGGGCUCAGAGGAGCAGAUUGCCAAAUGGACCCCACUCUGCAAUAAAUUCCAGAUCAUUGCAUCAUAUGCCCAGACAGAAUUGGGACACGGGACGAAUCUUCGGGGCCUGGAGACUGAAGCCACCUAUGAUGCGGCCACCCAGGAGUUUGUGGUGCAUAGCCCCACGUUGACGGCCACCAAAUGGUGGCCUGGGGACCUGGGACGGUCAGCCACCCACACCUUGGUCCAGGCCCAGCUGAUCUGCUCAGGAGCCCGACAGGGCAUGCACGCCUUCAUUGUGCCCAUCCGGAGCCUCCAGGACCACACCCCACUGCCAGGAGUCACCGUUGGAGACAUCGGGCCCAAGAUGGGCUUUGACCACACAGACCACGGCUUCCUGCGACUGGACCACGUGCGGGUCCCUAGGGAGAACAUGCUGAGUCGCUUUGCACAGGUCUUGCCAGACGGCACCUACGUCAAGCUCGGAACGUUGCAGACCAACUACUUUUCCAUGGUGGUGCUGCGGGUGGAUCUGCUCCUGGGCGAGAUCAUCCCCCUGCUGCAGAAGGCCUGUGUCAUCGCCAUCCGCUACUCGGUCAUCCGCUGCCAAUCCAGCAUCCGGCCCAGCGACCCAGAGGCAAAAAUCCUGGACUACCAGACACAGCAGCAGAAACUCUUCCCUCAGCUGGCCACAGCCUAUGCAUUCCAUUUCCUGGCGAGCAGCCUCCUAGAGUUCUUACGUAGCUCCUACAAUGCCAUUCUCAACAAAGACUUCAGCCACCUGCCGGAGCUUCAUGCACUGAGUGCAGGCAUCAAGGCCAUGACGUCAGACUUGUGCCUCCAGGGGACUGAGCUGUGCCGCCAAGCCUGUGGCGGCCAUGGCUACUCGAAGCUGAGCGGCCUGCCCUCACUGGUCAGCAGAGUGACAGCCUCCUGCACCUAUGAGGGUGACAACACCGUGCUCUACCUUCAGACAGCCAGGUUUCUGGUGAAAAACUACCUGCAAGCUCAAGCUCAGGCAACCCCAGGUUCCACACUGCAGAAGUCUCUGCCUCAGUCUAUUGCAUACCUGACCACAACUGACUUGGCCAGAUGCCCAGCCCAGAAAGCAGCCGACUUCCUCCACCCAAAACUCUACACCACGGCCUGGGCACACGUAGCAACCAGGCUCAUAAAGGACUCAGUGCAUCACUUAGAGACUGUGAUGCAAUCCGGGGCUGACUGGGAUGAGGCAUGGAACCAGACCACUGUCAUACACCUCCAGGCUGCUAAGGCACACUGCUUCUAUCUCAGUGUGAAGAGUUUUACAGAAACUCUGGAGAAACUAGAAAACCAACCGGCAGUUCAGCAGGUGCUCAAACGCCUCUGUGACCUCUAUGCUCUACACGGCAUCCUGACUAAUGCCGGUGACUUUCUCCACGAUGGCUUCCUGUCUGGGGCCCAAGUAGAUGCGGUGAGAACUGCCUACCUGGACCUGCUCCGCCUCAUCCGGAAGGAUGCCAUCUUGUUAACUGAUGCUUUUGACUUCACGGAUCAGUGUUUAAAUUCAGCACUUGGCUGUUACGAUGGAAAUGUCUAUGAACGUCUGUUCCACUGGGCUCAGAAGUCACCAACCAAUACUCAGGGGAACCCUGCCUAUGAGAAAUACUUAAGACCACUAUUACAAAGUUGGAGAUCCAAGCUGUGAAGUAAUCAACAGCAUUCAAGAGACACCACCAUGUGAUAAUGUAGGCUCCACACCCAGCAUGGAACCCAAUGCAGGGCUCAAACUUACGACCCUGAGAUCAAGACCUGAGCUGAGAUCAAGAGUCAGAUGCUCAACAACCAACUGAGCCACCCAGGGGCCCCUUAGUUGUUAAUAAUUAAUAAAUCUGAGAAAAUUUGCCAAAACAAACUUCUCUCCAGUAAACUGGGCAAGGAAGAGACCCCAUAAGAUUUUACCUUUUAAAAUGCUAGAAGUAUUACUCCCAUUUCCACAUCAAUUUUCAACCCAAAUCACUCUGUCUUGCAUCUACCUCUGCCAACUCAACAACACAUAAGUGGCUGGAUAGUUUUUUUGGGGGGGGGGUAACCUCUAAUCAAUUUUAAGUAUGAGACAAUUUUCUAAAAAGAUAACGUCACACUAGCACGUUUACUGAAACCACGGCAACCUGCCAAUAGCAUGAAGGGGUUUUAGUUUGAAGACGGCUGAAGACGGUUUAGUUGAAGAUGGUGAAAACGGGGUAAUUAUAGGUUUCUAGAUGUUGGUCACUUGUCACAUCUUAAAAUAAAUUUUCAGAGACAUGGGCAAAAAUGGAUGUAAGUAAGUGUUCUCAUCCUCCUUUCAGAGAGAGAAUCUCAGAAUCUUCUCAUGAAGAGGAGAAAAGGAGUGACCCACCCAAGGGCACACAGCCUCUGAACUCUACUCUUCCCUUAGAAAACAGGGAAGAAAUUACAUGACUUCCUUUUAUACGGUGUUCUAGCAAACUAGUCUCACUAUAGCUAACAUAAUCUUCCUGUAACUUCCAAGAAAGAGAAUCAAAUCAACUAUCCAAAAUAAGACCACAGUGAAGUAAAGUAUAUACACAUCUCCUGUUCCAGAGCCUUCACUCACUGCAGUUUAGUUUUUCUCCUCAGGAACAGACUUAACUGUAAUAAUAAAAUAUAUUUGUGGGCCACCAUAAUAUUGUGAGAAAAAAAGUGGCUGAAGAGGCAGUUUGUCCCUGUGCUCAGUACAAAGCUAGAGUAAGGGUCAUAUUCAGUGCUGACAACUGGUGGCUUACUGAGAAAAUAUCUGUAAUCUUAA